AUGAGUGAAACACAACAAGAACCACUUUCUCAAGAAGAAACAACAACAACACAACUAGAAGAAUAUAAAAUGGUUUUUUGUGUUAGAAAUGAUUUAAAAAUGGGUAAAGGUAAAAUUGCUGCACAAUGUGGUCAUGCUGUGGUUGAGUGUGUUCUUAAAUCAUUACAAACUCAGCCAGAUGUUUUAAAAUAUUGGCAUGAGCAUGACCAAACUAAAGUUGCAUUAAGAGUUGAUUCAUUAGAACAAUUGUUUGUGUAUUUCAUUAAUUUAUAA
Messenger RNA from Entamoeba nuttalli P19, 273 nucleotides. RefSeq names its product Aminoacyl-tRNA hydrolase. Gene Ontology annotation, cellular component: mitochondrion; cytosol. Gene Ontology annotation, molecular function: peptidyl-tRNA hydrolase activity. The transcript has a single exon. The coding region runs from base 1 to 273 and encodes 90 amino acids. Lineage: Eukaryota; Evosea; Mastigamoebida; Endamoebidae. The record is from RefSeq and is a predicted model, not a curated record.